Labeo rohita (rohu) is the source of this 2180-nucleotide messenger RNA. It is a transcript of the gene dnaaf2, whose product is annotated as dynein axonemal assembly factor 2. The record is from RefSeq and is a predicted model, not a curated record. Lineage: Eukaryota; Metazoa; Chordata; Actinopteri; Cypriniformes; Cyprinidae. Gene Ontology annotation, biological process: axonemal dynein complex assembly. The transcript is spliced from 2 exons. Gene Ontology annotation, cellular component: cytoplasm. The coding region runs from base 52 to 1806 and encodes 584 amino acids.
ACAAAACAGUGUGUUCAUCGGAAACUUUUAAACCGAAGUCGAAAAUCUGCAAUGGAAUUCGGCAGCAAACUCGAAGAAAUGAAUUUGACGCGUGAUGAAAUAAAUCGGCUCGGUGAAGCACUAAAAGACGAGAAGUUCCGCGAGUUGCUGAACGAAUAUGCAGCGGAGAUCUCGAACCCCGAGAACAAACGAAGAUACGAGGAGGAAAUCACGCAGCUGGAGAAGGACAGAGGCGUAAACGUGCAGUUUAUUCAUCCCGAAGCUCAUCACGUGCUGAAAACACGCAGCGCGCGCGACAAACGCUUCAUCAAUAUCUGCUCCAAUCAGCUGAUCGAUAAACCCUCGUGCGAGGCGGCCAGAGACCGAGACGGAAAACCGGGUCAAAACUGGCGUUUGCCGUUCAGUCUGACACCGGGCAGACCGGACAGAGACGCGGCCGGAAACAGCGGCGUGAUCUACGAUGUCAUUUUCCAUCCGGACGCGCUUCACGCGGCGGAAAACGACGAGAGGCUGAUGGAACUCAUCCACAGCACGGCCAUCGGAGGGAUCGAAGACUCUUUCCACGUCGAGCUGGACAGAAAUAACAUAAAGCAGCUGAAAAUGAAGUAUAAGGGUGUUCCACAGGCGGCCGUGAUCCGCAGGCCGAUUCCCGGACACCAGCAGCAACAACAGCACCUGCUGUCGUUCCCAUAUCCGGACCAGAUCCAGACAAAACCAGAACCAGAACCUAAAACUCCUGAUCCUGAAGACUCAAGAUCCCCCAAUCAGCCCAGAAAACCACAUUACACAAUAAAGUACCGAUCGGUCGUUGAUCUGCAGGAUUACAGGUGCGCCAGGGAUUCGGGGCCCGGGGCCCGACCCAGAGGGAUCGUCGUCACCGUCGAUUUACCGCUGCUGAAAUCCGCUCAGGACGCUGAGCUCAGUGUGAAGGAGCGACGGCUCGUCCUGGAGUCUCGAACACCAGCGUAUAAACUGGAUCUUCCGCUCUCGUAUCCCGUGGAUGAAGAUAAAGGAGAUGCGAAGUUCAACAAAACUAAGAAACAGCUGACGGUCACUCUUCCUGUUCUGCCGGUGAGAAGCACAGCAUUACACCAGAUCAGACGUGAUGAGAUGAAGAGCAACCAUGAGGAUGAUCAUGAAGCAGAUCAAAAGUCUGACACGCCAAAUGAGGACGUUCCUGAGACAGAAUCAAACCGCAGCGUUUUAACACACGAUACGGACGCGUUACGGCACGGGCCAGACAGGAGUUCUCCUUUAGCAUCUAAACCUCACUCAACCGAUUUAACGACAGAACCACAGACACUCAUCGAUCCAACAGUGAACCGAACAGAACCACAGGAACCGGAUCAUUUACAUCAAAUCUGCUGUGCGGAAAUGGACAAAGAUGGAAUUAACAUCAGUCGACCAGCUUCAUCAAAUACAUUUUCCAGCGAAUCUGAAAUCCAAACCCGUGUGACGGAAAACGACGAAGAUGGAGACGUCCAUGAAGGGAGCGUCGCCCCGGGGACAGAAAACCAGCUGCUGAUGACACGCAAUAAUACACUGAUAAACCAGCAAUCCAGCAGCUCAACUAACCAGCAGGAUCUGAUUUCUUCUCAGGACACUGAAAAACCAAAGACAAAACAUUCUUCAGAAGACCACGAGAGCGACACAGCCGAGCGAUUCGUGGAGACCAGCGUCCGAUCGGCUGCUGCCGGCUCUAUUUUGAGAGAGAUCGACCCUGACGGCAGAGACGUCUUCAUCUGCAAUCACAAGACCUCGGCCGCCUUGUGUUUCCAGAACUCUCUCUGGUCUGAUUUGGACUAAACAUACAAGUUUCUCUUAACUAACUGAAAGUGUGAUAUCACAUUAUUAGGGGUUUAUAUUCAAGAAUGUCUUUUAGUUUUAGUUCAGACACAAGUUUCAAAGUAAAGUAGAAGUCUUUGUUUAGUUCUGUUUAGAAAUAAACUUGAAAUACAGACUGACCUUUUGGGGAGAAAUGGGGGAAAGAAAAAAAAAAAAAAAAAAAAAAAAAAAAAAGGCUGAUUAAAAUAAAGGAAACUGAAUGAACAAUGAAAUAAGUCUGUUAAAGGAGAAGUUCACUUCCAGAACAACAAUUAUAGAUAAUGUACUCACUCCCUUGUCAUCAAAGAUGUUCAUGUCUUUCUUUCUUCAGUUGUAAAGAAAUUAUGUUUUUUGAG